UUAUCAAGCAACUUACAGCACAUUCAUUUUUCCCUUUGUUCUGUCUCUGCUGCAGCCUCACAGUUAGCCAAGUUGGCCAGAACUUCACGUUCGUGCUCACUGACAUUGACAGCAAACAGAGAUUCGGGUUCUGCCGCUUAUCUUCAGGAGCGAAGAGCUGCUUCUGUAUCUUAAGUGGCGUUCUGUUCGAGGGCUGGGAAGCUGGACAGUUGGAAAGAGGUGUGUCUUCUGCACCAGCAGCCAGCCUCCGGGCUGUCUCCUGUAGGAGGAAGCUUCUUUUCUCCUCCUGGUCCUUUUCAAAGAAGACCAGCCUGGUUCAGCCUUCCCGCAAGCAACCUGAGCCCAGGAUUGUGGCUAUCUCCCCUGGUUCGAAGUAUUUUAUAAGCUACUUAACAUCUUGGCAGAUUACACGACAAAAGGACAGGAGAGUCAGUGGAAUGAGCUUCUUGAAACUCUGCAUAAACUUCCUAUCCCUGACCCAGGAGUGUCUGUUCAUCUCAGCGUGCAUUCUUAUUUUACUGUGCCUGAUACCAGAGAACUUCCCAGCAUACCUGAGAAUAAAUCUGACAGAAUAUUUUGUGGCUGUGGAUGUAAACAACAUGUUACAUCUGUACGCCAGUAUGCUCUACGAACGCCGGAUACUCAUCAUUUGCAGCAAACUCAGCACUUUGACUGCCUGCAUCCACGGCUCUGCCGCGAUGCUCUACCCCAUGUUCUGGCAGCACGUGUACAUCCCCGUCCUGCCUCCGCAUCUGCUGGACUACUGCUGUGCUCCCAUGCCCUACCUCAUAGGAAUCCAUUUAAGUUUAAUGGAGAAAGUCAGAAACAUGGCCCUGGAUGAUGUCGUGAUCCUGAACGUGGAUACCAACACCCUGGAAACCCCCUUUGAUGACCUCCAGAGCCUCCCAAAUGACGUGAUCUCCUCGCUGAAGAACAGGCUGAAGAAGGUCUCCACGACUACUGGCGAUGGUGUGGCCAGAGCCUUCCUCAAGGCCCAAGCAGCUUUCUUUGGCAGCUACCGAAACGCUCUGAAAAUUGAGCCGGAGGAGCCGAUCACCUUCUGCGAGGAAGCCUUCGUGUCCCACUAUCGCUCUGGAGCCAUGAGGCAGUUCCUGCAGAAUGCCACACAGCUGCAGCUCUUCAAACAGUUUAUUGAUGGUAGAUUAGACCUUCUCAAUUCCGGUGAAGGUUUCAGUGAUGUUUUUGAAGAGGAGAUCAACAUGGGCGAGUACGCUGGCAGCGAUAAACUGUACCAUCAGUGGCUCUCCACAGUCCGGAAAGGAAGUGGAGCAAUUCUGAAUACUGUAAAAACGAAAGCAAACCCAGCCAUGAAGACUGUCUAUAAGUUUGCAAAAGAUCAUGCAAAAAUGGGAAUAAAAGAGGUGAAAAACCGCUUGAAGCAAAAGGACAUCGCUGAGAAUGGCUGUGCCCCCACCACGGAAGAGCAGCUGCCAAAGACGGUGCCGUCCCUACUGGUGGAGGCCAAGGACCCCAAGCUCCGAGAAGACCGGCGGCCAAUCACAGUCCACUUCGGACAGCCACAAAGACUCCGUCCCACCCGCCCGCCGCCUCCCAAGAUACAGCGCUCCAGGCCCGUGCGCCCUCCCCGUCCACACGUCGUUAAGAGACCGAAGAGCAACAUCACAGUAGAAGGCCGGAGAACGUCUGUCCCAAGCCCUGAGCACCUGGUAAAGCCCUUGCGACACUAUGCGGUCUUCCUCUCCGAAGACUCCUCUGACGAUGAAUGCCAGCAGGAAGAGGGCCCGAGCUCUGGCUUCACCGAAAGCUUUUUCUUCUCCGCUCCCUUUGAAUGGCCACAGCCAUACCGGACACUCAAGGAGUCAGACAGUGCCGACGGCGACGAGGCGGAGAGCCCAGAGCAGCGAGCCCGGGAGCCCAUGGGCCCUGCCCCAGCUCCGCCCGACCGGGCUGCCAGCAUCGACCUCCUGGAAGACGUCUUCAGCAGCCUGGACAUGGAGGUCCCACUGCAACCACUGGGCCAGGCCAAGAGCUUAGAGGACCUUCGGACCCCCAAAGACCUCAGGGAGCAACCAGGGACCUUUGACUAUCAGAGGCUGGACCUGGGCAGGAGUGAGAGGAGCCACGGGAUGCCAGUGGCCUUGAAGCUCGCCCACCCAUACAACAAGCUCUGGAGCCUGGGCCAGGACGACAUGGCCAUCCCCAGCAAGCCCCUGGCCACCUCGCCCGAAAAGCCCUCAGCUCUGCUCGGGAACUCCCUGGCCCUGCCCCGCAGACCCCAGAACCGGGACAGCAUCCUGAACCCCAGUGAUGAGGAGGCACCCACCCCCACUCUGGGCAGCAUCACCAUUCCCCGGCCCCAAGGCAGGAAGACCCCAGAGCUGGGCAUCGUGCCCCCGCCCCCCACUGCCCGCCCAGCCAAGCUGCAGGCUGCUGGCACCGCCCUUGGCGACUUCUCAGAGCGGCUGCAGGCCGAGCGGGAGAGACGAGCUGCCCUAAGCCCAGCCCCGUUCCCCGGGCUCCUCCCCAGGGCUGUGCCCCAAGACCCCACUGAACUGCUCCAGCCGCUCAACCUGGCCCCAGGGACUGCGGGCACAGGCAGUGACGCCCUGCUGGCCCUCCUGGACCCACUUAACACAGCCUGGUCAGGCAGUAAUGUUCCACCAGGCCCUGCAGCCCCAAAUGUAGCCACCCCCUUCAGCCCCCAGUUCAGCUUUCCCCCGGCAGGGACCCCCACCCCAUUUCCACAGCCAUCACUCAACCCCUUUGUCCCGUCCAUGCCAGCAGCACUGCCUGCCAUGUCCCUGAUCUCCACUCCAGCCGGGCCUCUUGGGGCCCCUCCUGCCUCCUUGCGGCCAGCUUUUGCCCCCAGCCUCCUACUGUCCAGUUCUGGCUUCUGUGCCCCACACAGGUCUCACCCGAACCUGUCUGCCCUCUCCAUGCCCAACCUGUUUGGCCAGAUGCCCAUGGGUGCCCACACCAGCCCCCUGCAGCCCCUGGGCCCCCCAGCAGUUGUCCCUUCGAGGAUCCGAACGUUGCCCCUGGCCCGCUCAAGUGCCAGGGCUGCCGAGGCCAAGCAGGGGCUGGCCCUGAGGCCUGGAGACCCCCUACUCCUUCCUCCCAGGCCCCCCCAGGGCCUGGAGCCAGCACUGCAGCCCUCUGCUCCUCGAGAGGCCAGAGACCCCUUUGAGGAUUUGUUACAGAAAACCAAGCAGGACGUGAGCCCAGCCCCGGCCUCAGGCUCGGUGGAGCAGCUCAGGAAGCAGUGGGAGACCUUCGAGUGAGCCGGGCGCUGAGGCUCUGAGGCUUGUGGCCCUGCCGCGCCUGCGCUCUGUUUCUGCCCAGGUUCUGCUGGUGGGAAGGGAUGGGACCCCCCUGCUGCCCCUCCUCUCCACCACACUGCCCAUCUCUGAGGUCUGGCUGCUCGAGAAUGGCGCCAGUUCUGGUCUGGAAUGGACCCAGCUCCUGGGUGCCCGUGCCACCCCGCCACCACUCCUCCCCAGCACCCCUGACUGGGUUUUGCACUAAAGAGGUCAGCUGGGCCAGUGGCGGCCCCAGACCACGUCCUGCCCACCUUCCCUCUGGAAACCUCCCACCAGGAGCCCCAAGGCUCCUCAGGCAUCUCGUCCCGAGCCCUGUUCUCCUGCCCAUACAGCCCGGCCCUGCACACCCCUCCUCAACGGGCGCAGGCGUCAGCAGUACCCUCGGCGUGAGCUCGUCUGCCCGAGAUGCGUGGUUUGGAGUUUGAAGUAAGGAGCCCCCCUCCCAGGCUGGAAGACCCCCCGGCAGGCAUUUCCACACCCUCUCCAGCAAUAUGCACACUCAUUCUUUUGUGAGUCUUCACCCAACCCCAAACUUCAGUUGUUUCUGGCUCGAUAGGGAUUUGGCGGCUGAGGGAUCCUUGAGAUCCCUCAUGAUGGCCAAACCCAGCCCCAGUCAGCUCUGCAUGGGGGCUGGGAGCACCAGCAACUCUGAUUUGUAGAAGAGAACACAGCAACCGGCAAAUCUGAGUGCUUCAGAGGAGGAGCCAGGCCCUCAUCUGUCCAGGCGCUCACUCUGGCCCCCCGCGGGUUCUCCUGGUCUCGUAUUGCUGUCAAAUGGGGCUCAGGCUCUUGUUGCGUGGACUGCAGGGGCAAAGCCAAGAAGCAGGCCCCCAGAUCCCAACUGGAAGGCCAAGCUAAAGGCCCACAGACUGACGAGGGGUCCCCGCUGCCCGGGCUCCCGGGGUCAGGAAUGGGCAGGGGCACUGCGUGCCUUCCCCAGGCCAGUGGAAUGGACAGACUUGGCUUCCUGCACCUGGAGGCAGGAGGAGGGCUGGCGGCCACCCCCUCCCUGCACCUCGGAUUCUGUCCGCCAGCACAGAAAUUCCUGAGGCUGCCGUCACCAAAGCUAAAUUGAAAUGUUUUGUUAUUGUUUCUUUUAUCUUUCUUUUUCUUUACUUUAUUGGUUUGAUGAAUCUUGAAAUUGACUAGUUUGAAUAAACCAAGUUAAAAAAUGG
Messenger RNA from Equus caballus (horse), 4477 nucleotides. NCBI's taxonomy places the organism in Eukaryota, Metazoa, Chordata, Mammalia, Perissodactyla, Equidae. The record is from RefSeq and is a predicted model, not a curated record.